This is a messenger RNA of Cucurbitaria berberidis CBS 394.84, 738 nucleotides long. RefSeq lists its product as uncharacterized. Bases 1 to 738 code for a protein of 245 amino acids. NCBI's taxonomy places the organism in Eukaryota, Fungi, Ascomycota, Dothideomycetes, Pleosporales, Cucurbitariaceae. The record is from RefSeq and is a predicted model, not a curated record. The transcript is spliced from 4 exons.
AUGGUAAAGACCGCGGCAGAGCCGAAGACUACGAUCAUUGCUAGUGCAACGCCCGAGAGACGUUGGGCCGAGGUUGGAGUUGGGAAGGAUGCUUUGGAUGUUGUUGAGGUUCCGUUUGUGGGGACGGAUGUUGCGUUCGAAAGUCAUGGCAUGAUAAUGUUGAAAGGAGAAUACGAAUCUUCCAAGAUCAUAUACGGCCUGCCCAAGCCAAUCGGAUUCGGCAGGUACAAAAUUGAAAAUCCGCCUACGUACUUCUACCUAUCUGAAUUCGUUGAUAUGGAUGUCACGACAGCCCCUGACCCGUCGGAGUUCACAGAGCGACUCGCACAACUACAUCAAGUUAUGUCCACAAACCACUGUCAUGUAGCACCUGGGAGUUUCAUCAAGGAUACAGCAUACUCAUUGAAUCCGAAUGCAGUUAAAUUGGGAAUUUGGAGAUGUCAGUUCAGCUCAGUUUUCCGUUCGAAGGAGUACACUAGACACUACCUCCGCAACUAUCCCGCAGAGGAGCCCGUUGCUGAGUUCAAUGAUCGGAACAGAGUCUAUAGUCUGAAAAAUGACCCAAAUUACUCAGUGGGCCAUCCAGGAACUUCGUUGCGAAAAAGUGCCUACAACAACAUGUGCUAUCUUUGCGAGAAGUAUGCUCCAGUUGAGGGCAUCGAUAAGUACGACCCUCGAAUUGAUCCUUCGGUAACAGGAGCUUAUAUCACGCCGCAUCUGGCUGGAAAUUUGGUCUGA